AUGGAACCUGGAAGCGGAGUGUUUGUACUGAAAGAUCAUAUUCCAAAAGACCAGUAUGAUGACAUAGUCAAACGAAGAGCUGAGGAGUACAGGAAGCAUCAUAUCAGGUCAAGCUCCAGUCUGAACAGGCUUAUCUUUGCUCCAUCCAACUCCCCUCUUCAGUAUCCAAUCCAGGGGUUCACUGUCGCCCCACUUCGGAAGACAUUGAUACCAGGUUUAGCUCUCCAUGCAGCAAAAAGACAAAAUUACAAGGUGACUCUGAGUGUGUCCAGUGGUGUCCUGGCCAUCGAGGCCCUUGGAGAGGGGGACAACGAGGGAGAGAAAGAGAUCACUGUCCAGUCUACCAGCCUAUCUGACCUCAACAAUCUUCUGGGACAAAUUACCUACACCAGCACUGUGUACCGAAUGAGGACUGGAGAUCUGGCUCACUUCACGUUUGAACACCAUGAGGCUGUCUUCCCCAUUGUCAUCCAGCAGACAUCAGUGCCUGUUUUAUAUGACAUAGGAAAUGAUAUCAACUACCGGGUGACCAUCAUCACCAAGACGUUUCUGAGAUACACCGAGCUGCACGCCCUCAUCAGUAGCAUAAGGACCUAUUACAAGGACAUCAAAAUUAUCAUUGCCGACGACAGCCUGGAGCCACAGAAAGUGAACGGCUCCAACAUUGAGCAGUACAUCAUGCCCCCAGCACAGGGCUGGUUUGCUGGCAGGAACCUGGCUGUCUCUCAGGUCACUACCAAAUACUUCCUCUGGGUUGAUGACGACUUCCUGUUCACAGACAAAACCAAGAUUGAGAAUCUGGUGGAGGUGAUGGAGGCCACACCAGAACUAGAUGUGGUGGGCGGCUCUGUGGCGGGUCACGGCCAGUUCCACUUCUCUUUGGUGUACGAGGAUGGUAAUGGGGAGGACGGGGGUUGUCUGAACAGAAAGGGUGCAGUGACAUACCAACCUGUUCCAGGGUUCCCCACUUGCUCCUUCACCAGCGGGGUGGUCAACUUAUUCCUUGGUCGCACAGAUGCUGUGCGCAAAGUGGGCUUUGACCCCCUGCUGAAGAGAGUGGCGCAUUCAGAGUUCUUCAUGGAUGGGUUGGGCAGUUUGCUGGUUGCCAGCUGUAGUCAUGUCAGCAUCGACCACCAACUCAAAAUUGAAAACCCAAAGUACUCGUCGUUCCGAAAUCAACAAUCAAAAGACGUGGAAGACAAACUAGCCCACCACUUCUUCAAGAACCACCUGAAAUGUAUCCAUUAUGGAUAGUUUACAAAGAAGUUAACAGUGAAAAUAGUGGCGCAAUAGUGAGGCGCAAUAGUCAAAUAUGUAGUCGCGGCAUCCCAUCUGUAGUGGCGCAGUUCUCUUCAAAAAAUGUAAAGCCACAGGUAUCUACAGGAAGCAAAUGAGUAUGAGGUGAUCGUCGGUUUGGAAAAUGUAACCGAUAUGGCUUUCACUCAUAUCAAUCACACCAUUAAAACAAUCAGGCGCAUCACAAAGAAUGACCGAUGGUUUUGUCAUUAUAGCCCAAACUUGA
Messenger RNA from Oncorhynchus masou masou (cherry salmon), 1522 nucleotides. RefSeq names its product beta-1,4 N-acetylgalactosaminyltransferase 1-like. The transcript has 10 exons. Lineage: Eukaryota; Metazoa; Chordata; Actinopteri; Salmoniformes; Salmonidae. Gene Ontology annotation, molecular function: acetylgalactosaminyltransferase activity. Gene Ontology annotation, biological process: UDP-N-acetylglucosamine metabolic process; UDP-N-acetylgalactosamine metabolic process. The coding region runs from base 1 to 1254 and encodes 417 amino acids. The record is from RefSeq and is a predicted model, not a curated record.